Molecule: messenger RNA, 1655 nt
Organism: Sinocyclocheilus anshuiensis
Lineage: Eukaryota; Metazoa; Chordata; Actinopteri; Cypriniformes; Cyprinidae
Product: ras-related protein Rab-5C-like
Exons: 6
Coding region: 330-995 (221 amino acids)
Molecular function (GO): GTPase activity; GTP binding
Source: RefSeq, a predicted model, not a curated record
UACGGAAGUUCGUCCUUCAAAGCGGAAGUGAAGGCCAAGGCCCGUUGACUAGAGACGCUUCAGGCAGCAGGAGGGGAAUUUUAUCUCAGCCUGACAGCCAGGGAUUUGACAGAAAGAGAAAAGCGCCGCACUCAUAUCUCAAGGAUUGUUCAUCCAGUAGGGGCCAUCUCUCCAUCUUUAUCUCCCUUUCUCACCCUGAUUCUCUCUCUCUCUUAAACCCAUCCUCCCCUGAGCUCCAUUGAUCCUGGUUCAGGACCCCUGUCAUAUCCAGCGAGGACCCCUCUCAGAUCCAGUCAGCCCUCUCCUCUCCUGUUGUCCGGCCUGUUGGCAUGGCGGGGCGAGGUGGACCAGCGCGGACCAAUGGUGCCGCCCCCGUCGGGAACAAAAUAUGCCAGUUCAAACUGGUCUUGCUGGGAGAGUCUGCCGUGGGCAAGUCCAGCCUGGUGUUGCGUUUUGUUAAAGGCCAGUUCCACGAGUAUCAGGAGAGCACCAUUGGAGCUGCUUUCCUCACACAGACAGUCUGCCUGGAUGAUACAACAGUAAAGUUUGAGAUUUGGGACACAGCCGGACAGGAGCGAUAUCAUAGCCUGGCCCCUAUGUACUACAGAGGAGCCCAGGCAGCCAUUGUCGUCUAUGACAUUACUAACACAGACACAUUCACUAGAGCAAAGAACUGGGUGAAGGAGUUGCAGCGUCAGGCGAGUCCAAAUAUCGUUAUUGCUCUGGCUGCCAACAAGGCAGACCUGGCCAACAAGAGAGCUGUUGACUUUGAGGAGGCGCAGGCAUACGCAGACGACAACAGCCUACUCUUCAUGGAGACGUCUGCAAAGACCGCCAUGAACGUGAACGAGAUCUUCAUGGCUAUCGCCAAGAAGCUUCCGAAGAACGAACCGCAGGGUGGAGCAGGGAGUGGCGGACGGGCCAGAGGAGGGGUCGACUUACAGGAGACAGCACCUCAGGGCAGAAGUGGCCACUGCUGUGGAGGCGGCAACUAACCAUCGGACCAAUCAGCUGGCAGAUGCACCCAAGGACUGAUACAGACACACAAACACAGUAUGAAUCCAUAGUGUGAGAUCCAUUCACUUAUGACCCAGCUCUAAACUAUGGCCAGUUAGACUGUACCAUACAGCUUCAGAACUGGAAACUGGCCAUUGAUACCCUUGUAAAUCAACACGUUAAUGUUUCGACCAGUUAUUCCUCCCAAAAACAGUACAUGCACAUUCAUAUACAAACACAAGCUACGACAUGUCUCUGCCAUCUAUGGUUUUCAAAGUUAUUCGAUUUGUCUUGUGUAGAGUUUGACAAAGCAAAAGGAGACAAACGUGAUCAGAUCUAACCAAUCACACUUUAGACAAAAGAAAUUCCAGACUGCUGCUGGUGGAAAAACAAGUUGUCUCUCCUUUGUAUUUCCUUAUCCUCAUUUGCUCGUUUGAAUGAAAAAUUUAGUGGCGAUGCCACUAUUCAGACUCGCUCUCCCUUUUGGUGGAUGCAUACUGCCAGUAUUGAGUUACACCUCAUCUUUCUCCUGCUCUCCUUGAUCACAUGCCUCCUUUGUCGGAGAGAGGAAAGAUCGGAGAUUGAGAAAACAGGCUAUUUUCCAUCUAUGUCAGGCUGUUCUGUAGAUCCUGUAUUAUUUCUAUUGUAUUAGUCUCUCA